AUGUUGUUAAAUUAUAUACAUAGAAAUGGUUUUAAUAGAUUUUUGUUGGUAAAACAACAACCUCAACUUACAUCAUCAUCAUAUAUAACACAACAACAAAUUACUAGUAAUAAUAGAUGUUUCAAUACAUCCACCACCACUUCAAAUGUAAAACCAAAAAUCAAUAGUUUUAGUAAUAGUAGUAAUAAUAAACUUCAAAGACCAUCAUUCUCUGAGCAAAAGGGAAUGACAAUAGAUUCCAUCAAAUUUUCAUCGAUCGACUUCAAAUCGUUGAUCAACAAUAACAAACUAGUCGAUUAUAUAUUGGGAUUCUACUUGAAUUCACCAACAAAAGAUAAAAAAGAAUUGAAUGAAUUGAUCGAUUUCUUUUUGAAAUCAAAUAAUAAAGCAUUGGUAUCUAUUGAGUUGUUUCAUGCGUUGGAGAAAGUAGGAUUUCUCAAUGACAAUAUAUUUGCGAUCAACAGAUUCAUGGAGUUUUUCAAGAGUGUUGUGGCCGUUGGACGUCUGGCGAAAGGUGGCCAAGUCAACGAGUCCGGAGUAGCAUCGGACAUGCUGCUCACCAUCUGGACAAAACUGGAGAGCGAUCAUUUCAAAGUGAAGCCAAACAUCAAGUCGUACAACAUGAUAUUCGAAUACUUUUUGGAUGCAAAACAAUUGGACAAUGCCGACACUAUUAUUAGCUACUUGAAGAAGUCGCAGCUUGCAUUCUCCAACCACACAGUCGAUCUGUGUAUUCGUUACUACUUGGAUAAAGGCGUGGUAGAGAAAGCUGUCGAUUUCAUGAAGAAAUUGAAACCAGAGGCACUCGAUCACUACGCCUGGGUGAUGAAGCGUAUCAUCCCGAUGUGUUUCAGUAAGAGUUCGAAAGAGUUGGCCGUCUCACUGGUCGACCAGUAUCGUAGCACCAUUCCAAAGAUGUUUGGAUGCGAUGAGAUAUCGCUGGUUUUCAACUAUUUGAUCGAGCGAGACGCACAGGAUCUACUGGAUUCCUGGGAGAGCUCGCUCGCCAAUGUCCACGGAUACAAUAGGCUGAUGAGCGCGUACAUGGAGGCGGGAAAAGUUGAGAAAGUCACCACGCUGUUUGCCCGCAUGCAAGAGAACAGUAUUGCACCGAACGAGUACACCUAUGCUAUAUUUAUUCACCACUACUCAAAGGCUGGACAUAAACCUCACACCCAGACUUGGAUCGACAGUUACUUUGCAAACAUAACGGCACCCUCAAACACCAUGCUCUUCAUGAUCAUGGAGCACUACAGAAAGGUCAAUUACUACAAGGGAAUGGCGAAAGCAGCACGUAUACUCUGUAACUUACCAAAUAUCUAUGACAUCACCAACGUUAUCAUCUAUCUAGCGAAAAUCGAUGGCUAUUGUCCACCCACUCGUGAAGUGAUUUGGAAUGUGCUGGACGAUAAGCGCUUCGAGAUUCAAAAGGGUAAGGUCAUCGGCCAGUUGAUACAACACUACCUCUAUGACAACGACUACAAGAACGCGAUCCAGUUGAACAAGCAGCGUUUCGAGCAGUGCGCUAUGAAACCAAACACAUUCAUCGUGUCGGCGUUCUGGGCAUAUCACAAGAUCUACGACCAACCGGAGCUCGAAGAGUACUGGAGGAAUCAAGCGAAUCUCUUGAAGAUCAACUUGGACUCGGAACACUCGAUGGCGGCCAUCGAUUACUUUAAGAAAUACGACGUCGCCGAAAAGACUGCUGCCCUCGAGAAAUUCAGCCAGGCAUUCGAUAUCAAGAUUGAUUACACCGACGAUCAAAUCAAAUCUCGUGACUCAUUACUCCUCAAAAAGUAUUAUGAACACGAACAAUUAAAACACGAAAGAGAAGAGAGUAGAAAAGCUGCUGGACAAAAUAAACAAAAAAUAAAUAGAUAG
This is a messenger RNA of Heterostelium album PN500, 1881 nucleotides long. Its product is annotated as pentatricopeptide repeat-containing protein. Lineage: Eukaryota; Evosea; Eumycetozoa; Acytosteliales; Acytosteliaceae. The transcript has 3 exons. The record is from RefSeq and is a predicted model, not a curated record. Bases 1 to 1881 code for a protein of 626 amino acids. Gene Ontology annotation, molecular function: protein binding.